AUGAAUACUUUUCAAGCAGCUGCAGGAAGUCAAACCGAUCCUGCAUCACUGAUAGAUCAGGAUCCUCCGGUGUGGCCUUUAAUCAGCUCGUCUGAUAGCAACGCCUAUCCCUAUCAUUCUGAGGAACAGCCCGUCUCGCUUCUAUUAUUACCAGGGUCAUAUCUGCCCCGGAAACGUCCUGUUUGUGAAGCCAACGAUUUUCCUGCAACGACGAUACCACCCAAGCGGAGAAGAAUUGAGGACUUUGACUUCGGGAAUACCUAUGAUCAUGUACCGCCAGCUAAUCCCUCAAGCUUGGCUCUUCCACCCGCUCAACGUUAUAAUAUGGACUCCCAUGAUAGCUCCAUAGUGCACGGGUCACCCUUAGAGGCACCAGACUCUUCACUCCGGGGUACAAUGACGUUGUGGGAGCCAAUGACAGCAGUUGAUCUUACCUCUGUGCCGCUGUCGUUAUAUUCCCACGCCCGGACUCUUUACGACCCAGUUGCGCCCACAGACGACCUGACUAUGAUAGCUGGGAUUGAACAGCUGGACGAGACCCAACCCAGCAUGUGCCACGCGAACUCUAUGGCACCAGUUGCUGGCUCGAGGUCGCUCAUACAGGACAAUACCGCAUGUAUCCGGCCCAAUGGACUCUUUGGGACGAACCUCUACUACCAUCUUUCUGCUGAUCUCGCCGGCUCACCGGACCAACCAGUUGACCAAUACGGCUGUUCUCUUGGAAUCGCGUACACGGCCCCCAAAAUGAGGGGUGACGUUGGGCUUCCCACAGUUCCAGCGAACCCCUUGUAUUCGAUGGAGCAGUACCCAGCGCCUAUCACUGACGACAUCUUGAACGACUCUAUGAUGACUGAGAGCGUUGAUGGGUCUCUCCCGACUCUGUCUAUUACUCCCGAAUGCUCCUCAUCCAGCGCAGUCAGCGGCAUGCUGUUAACCAACCCGUGUGAUAUGGUCGCCACAGCGCUGGCAGUCCCUCUGAUGGAGCAUCAAAGGCAGGGGCUACACUGGAUGAGGAGCAUGGAGGCAAGCUAUCGGAGAGGGGGCAUAUUGGCUGACGACAUGGGACUGGGGAAAACUGUGCAGGCGUUGUCCCUCAUUGUCUCCCACCCUUCACGAGACGUCGAGCGCCACGCCACCUUGGUGAUCACGCCAGCGGGCCUGGUGCAGCAGUGGAAGCACGAGAUCCAGCAGCUACUGCGCCCGCACCUGCAUCAAUGCCACGUGUAUGUGCACUAUGGGGACAACCGGGGCAAGAGCUUCUCAACGCUGAAUCAAUACGAUAUCGUCCUUACCUCGUUCGGAACGAUUACCGCUGAGCUAAGGCGAAGGGACCAGCAACAAGGAGAACGCGGCUGCAGCCCAUCUACCAGCGACUUGCCGUUAUUGGGUUCAACCAGCAGAUGGCACAGAGUGAUCUUAGACGAGGCACAGUGCAUCAAGAAUGAUCGGUCUAAGGCCGCCGCAGCCUGCUGCGCCGUCGACGCUACGUAUCGGUGGUGUUUGAGCGGGACGCCUAUGAUGAACAGCUUACCGGAGCUCUAUUCCCUGUUGAAAUUCCUUCGCGUGCAGCCGUCCUCCGACCUCGACAUUUCCACCAUGGCUUCCAUACCACCGCUCCAGAGCAGCUGGGAGCCCCUCCAGGUGCGCAGGAUUGCACAUCUUCGGGGAUUGAUGAACACGAUGAUGCUGCGCCGGACCAAGUCAUCUAUUAUCCAGGGCCUGCCCAUCAUCCAACUGCCUGCCAAGACAACAGAGAACGUGUAUGUAAGCUUUACCGAGCAGGAACGCAAGCUUUACACUAUGCUGGAGAGCCACUCACGACUACUGUUCAACCGUCAUCUGAAUGGCGGGAUCUCCGGCCGAAACAAGUCUCGCAUGAUGGGCCUACUUCAGCGCCUCCGGCAGGCAUGCUGCCAUCCUUUCCUCGUCUGUGAUUUUGCCCUAGCGGUGCUCCAGUCACCGGAGAGUAGGGAACGCCGCGAAGGGAAUGCCGGGUGCUUCGCCCCCGCAGUUAUUGCUCGGCUCCGGAGCAAUGAGAGCAUCCUCGAAUGUCCGAUCUGUUACGAAAACGAUGUGGACAACCCCGUGAUCUUCUAUCCCUGCGGUCAUAGCGUCUGUGUGGGAUGCUUUACCAAGAUUUGCCGCGCGCCCAGCUCGACGCGGCGAGAAGCUGGCGGCGACGGGCAAAUGCUGUGUCCUAGUUGCCGGGGGAUCGUUGACCCGGCGAAAGCGACCGACUAUAUCUCUUUCGCGAAAAUAUACUCCCUUGUUUGCCCUGAAACUGGCGAGUCAGAAAACCUCUUGAGAUACCUCGGAAAACUGUUCGAUCGGUUCGAGAACAGCUGCGAAGGGGAUAACGAGGGUGGUAGUAGUGCUACCUGUGCCAGCGACGGCAGUAAUAAUAGUAGCGGUAACUUUGCAGAGGCCUGGAACUCUGACUGGGACGGACCGUUAGGCUUGAGCUUACCGGUAGAAUUCCGCAUGGUCCCCGAGCCACUUAGCGUUGCCUCCAAGCAAAGCUGGGCGUUACUGCGAAAGCAGGCGCUGACCAAUCCUGCCAUGAGAAGAAAGUACCAGCGACUCCUGGACGAAAAAUGGAUUACGAGCUCCAAGAUGGACAAGGCUUUGGAGAUCAUGCGAGGCAUCCAAGCCCGGGGCGAGUCCAGCGGCGAGCGGGAAAAGAUCAUCCUCUUUAGCCAGUUCACUUCUAUGUUAGACCUGAUCGAGAUCCCUCUCACACGCAAUGGCUGGGUCUACCGCCGUUACGAUGGGACUAUGAAGCCGGCCGAUCGUCAUUUGUCCACGGUAGAGUUCACGACUGAUCCCGACUGUUUGAUAUUGCUAGUGUCACUCAAGGCCGGGAAUGCAGGGCUGAACCUCACAGCGGCCUCGCAGGUGAUUAUCUUAGAUCCGUUCUGGAACCCCUAUGUCGAAGAACAAGCGAUAGGACGCGUCCAUCGGAUCGGCCAGAGGCGGCCAGUGCACGUUCAUCGUAUCCUGGUCCCAGAUACAGUGGAAGAUCGUAUCCUGGACUUCCAGGAUAGAAAGCGCCGUCUCAUCAAGAACAUCCUAGACGACAGGAUCGACGUGAAGCCUUUGAAGUUGAAAAAUAACGAUUUCGCAUAUCUCUUUGGUAUGCCAUAG
Molecule: messenger RNA, 3144 nt
Organism: Aspergillus affinis
Lineage: Eukaryota; Fungi; Ascomycota; Eurotiomycetes; Eurotiales; Aspergillaceae
Product: DEAD/DEAH box helicase
Exons: 3
Coding region: 1-3144 (1047 amino acids)
Cellular component (GO): cytoplasm
Molecular function (GO): ATP binding; ATP-dependent chromatin remodeler activity
Source: RefSeq, a predicted model, not a curated record